UCUGUAAAUCAUUAAGUGUAUAAUCUAUGCUGUAAAUCAAGGCACGUUGAGGAUAAUUGUUCAUAAAUUAUCAGUAAAUUAAAAAAAUAUUUUUUUUUAAAUAAUAAUUACAUAUUAUUGUUCAUUCAUGUAUUAUGCUCACAAUGGAGGCUACAUUGUGACGCGGCCGGUUAAUGUAUACGGAAUUUGCUUACACAUCAAAGAAGCCAAAUAACCGUAAAAUGAGGAGAUGUGACACGUGCAGUGCCCAAACUGAACGAAGGGCCACAGCGGGCCGCGGUGAAGAGUCAGGCGACCGCGACCCACUGUUACGCUCCCCAACAAUAUCUCAAGAGGAGCCCUACGAUAACAGACCUUUCUCGUGCGGUAUUUGCGCCAUGUUCCCGUCUUGCAUGUCGCUGCUAUCGCGCCGUUCAGACUCCCAGCACCCUCGGCCCGGACAGGCGACCGUGGUCCUCAACGUUUACGAUAUGUAUUGGACGAAUUGGUACACUGCGGGCGCGGGUCUGGGUGUGUUCCACAGCGGUGUUCAAGUUCACGGAUCGGAAUGGGCGUACGGGGGUCAUCCGUACGCGUUCACCGGGGUCUUCGAGAUAUCGCCGCGAGACGAACGGGAACUAGGGGAGCAGUUUCGAUUCAGGCAGAGUGUACAUAUAGGAUAUACAGAUUUCAGCGAGGAGGAAGUAAGAAGAUUAGUCGCAGAACUAGGGAAGCAAUUCAGAGGUGACAGAUACCAUUUAAUGAACAAUAACUGCAAUCAUUUCACUUCAGCCUUUUGCAUGGCGUUGUGCUCACGCGACAUUCCGCCGUGGGUGAAUCGGCUAGCGUACGUGAGCUCGUGCGUUCCAUUCCUGCAGAGGUGUCUACCGAAGGAGUGGCUGACGCCGGCGGCCCUGCAGCAGUCGUUGGCAGCGCACUCGCCAUCCUCCUCUUCGCAGCACUCUCCCUAACAACGGGAUCUUCUGCUCCAGUGCAGAUGACCGUAUUGUGUUGUGCGAACUUAUUAAUAGAUCUAAAUAAAUAAUAGUAAAUCGGUUUGGCGCAUUGUCGAAUAAAAUUGACUUAUAUAUAAGAUACGAUUUCGAAAUCGUAUCCGAUAAAUCGUGUAGUGUAAAUUGACCCGUGAUUUCGGCCUAAUACAAAAAAAAACAUGUUGUUGAUUAGAUAAUGUUAUCUCGUUCUCGUAUACUAAGUGUGAGCAGGUGGGAGUGUUAUGAUGUUGCGAUUACUUACGCGUGUUCGCCAAAGAAUAUUAAGAGUAUCUGAUUCACGAAUGUAUGUAUGUAUGUAAUUUGCUCAUAUUUGGAUUUAAUAAAUAAGUAAAAUAAAAGUAAUGUUUAAAAUAUUUACGUCAUCAAAAUGUAUCGUACAGUAUCGUUGGCUGAAUUUAAUGAUGUCGUUAAAAGAAAUUUACAACGCACGAUUUUAUAUACUAUAAACAUACAGUAUACGUUGGGAUUUAUGUGUUUAUAAUUUAUUUUCAUAAGAAAACUUAUUGUACAGUUUUUUCUACGGUUUUCAUGAAUCGCAGGCAUAAUAAUAAUAAUUAAAUCUCUCUUUUUUUCUUCCUACCUAAACUGAUAGCCUUGAGAGGCUAUUUCAGCGUAACCUUAACUAGUAGGUGAGCUCACGGGGCUCAAACCGAAGUGAUGCUAACACUGACCCUAGCAAGAGCAGUGCUUCGCAGAAUCUACCACCGAAUCGGAAACGCGGCCCUCUGAGAAGAUCCGGCGAGAAACUCAGUGGGCUGUGUCGUUGUGUGUUGUGUUGUGUUGUGUUGUGUGAUGUGUUACGAAAUGUCGACCGAAGCGUAUCCAGACAUUAGUGUGCCUAGUGCGACAUUUUUAACUUCUCGAUCGCGUUAAAAGUAACUCAAAUUUGUAUGGAGUUGGAACAGCGCCCCUAGCGGCCAAACGAAGAAAAGCUGUUCUUUUUACGCAAUCCAGAAAUUAAAAAAGCUCUUACUAAGCUUAGUAAGCACACAGGGAAACAAAAUGAGCGCGUAAAACACAAAUACCCACAAAUAAAUCUUAUAAUAAAAUCGGCUAGUGUAAAUAGCUUUUUAUUAAAGUUUAAAGAUGUCGUAUUUCUGAGUUUUUUUUCUCGUGUCACCAUUAAAUUGAACCAGCGUUAUACAGUAUGUUACUUUUUCUAAAGUAGUUAACAAAAAUAGACAGGACUAAACAUUCGUCUAUUAUUAUAUACUAUUAUAACAACUAUAUAUAUAAUGUUAAAGUUUUAUCUAUAAUAAAGUUGGAAUGUUCAUUGAUACGUAUAAUAAUAAUAUGUAGUUUUUAGUCCGUCCGUUUGUCACUUAUAUGAUCGUUACGAUAUUUGUCUGUGUUUUUGUACAGAAAAUAUUUAAAGAGAAAACAAAAUUAAAACUUUAUAUCUGUUAUUGAUGGACGAUAGAUAUAAGGGGGGUGAAAAAAAAUCAAACUACCCGCGAAUUAUUUUUAUUUUUAUUAUUCCCAAAAAAAAUGUAUUUUAAAUUGACGUUUCGCUUUUUACGUCUCUGACGGUAAGGCCACGCACGCACCGCUAUUGAUGGGAGGGCGGGUGGUCCAAACGGGUAGGUACAACCUCCCUGCCUAUCUCAAACCAAAACCAAUUGACCCGCAAGAUUGUGUUUCCAUUACCAGCAAUAAAAAUGUGCCUAAUAUAUCGAGAAGUGAAAAGGUAUUUGGUUGAAGCGACAUUUUUGCAACUUUCCAAGAGAGAGCCAUUUAAAGUUUAAAAUUUUAGAAAAAAUAUCGUAACAAAAAAAAGCUUCGUCAGCUAUUUCAAUGGGGUAAAUUUAAUUGAAGUUCAAUUAAAAACAUCGAACUGUUGAUGCUAAUACCAAAUAAAACGCACCUUUAAUUACAAUGAAAAAUAUGGCGUGUUAAGCGAAAUGUCGCUUGACCCAAUUCCGUUUUUAAUAAAAAAAAAAUAUAUCGGAAAUUGUAAUUCUUAUUAUUUAUCAUAGUACAUCUUGACAAUGCGCCAACAAUAAUUAUACCAGACAUAUUUCAAUUAGGAAAAUAUAAUAAUGAAGAUUCAGUAGCAAGUUUUUAAAAAAUUUUUAAAUUAUUAUUGCGCAAAAGACAUGAGUCUGAUCAACUAUUUUCUCUAUCGAGUACUGUAAAUAAAUAUAUUAAAAUUAUAGUUUUUUUGUUUUUGUAAUUUGAAUAUACAUAUAUGCAUAUAUUGAAAACAGAUUUGAAGAUUGAAUCACGCCAUAUGAACUUAAAAACGGGACCAAUCCCGAAGUACGACAUUUUAAACAAAAAAUAUAUAUAAAAAUUUGUCUACAAAUGACUUAGAAAUCUGGAGAUCUUGUAUCUUAUUAAAAAUACCCUUUUUUUUAAAGUUCCAGAGCCAAUUUCGGUAAUGAAAGCUUCGGUAAUGUUGAUUGAUGCUUGAUUUGAAAUAUUAGGUCUUGGACUUUUCAUCUUGUUUUUAUUCUUUCAAUGUAGUUACACUAUAAGGGAUAGUGACGCUAGGAUCAUAGAAAAAUAAUAAUAAAAACAAUUAUUUGUAUUUUUUUUUUUUUUUUUAUACCUUAAUUUAAAAAAAAUAUAACUGGAUAUAAAAUAAAGUUGUUGUUUAAAAUAGUUUUUUUUUUUAAAUAUAAUUCACCGUUCACUAGUACGCAAUGUAAAGCAUGCGAAACUGGGGAUUGGAGCAUCAAUGUACUCGUUAUUUUAACCUACCGAACCUUAACUUAACGCAUGUAAAUAUUCUAGUCGUAAAAUUAAAAUGACAUGUCUCAAAUGAAAUUUAGAGUUAAACAAAGAAAUCUAUUUAAUUGCAAACUGAAUUAUUGACAUUGUUGAAUAACACUGGCAAUAGUUGGUAAGAAGAUACCAAAAAAAAAAAACAACAGUUUUAACUAAAACAGUGCCUUUGAAAUAACAUCGAUAUAAAUUAAAUCUAAUUGAAAUAUGUCGAUAACGUUAAUCGAUAAGUACAGUUUAUUGACAAGAAUGUGCCACUCUAUGCUACGGUAUUAUUUUAAUUACGAUAAUUUUUUUUACAGAUUAUAUUUUAAUUUUACUGUAAUUAAUGUUGGCAUAUUAAAUAUGUCUUUGGGUAGAAAUGACAAAAAAAUGUCAGAAGUUUAUAAUUGUUUGAAUUUAUAUAGGAUUUUUGGCACAAAAGGCUCCCAAAGGUUUCUUUUUUAAUAUUGCAACAUAUUAUCUUAAACCACACUCGCACAUAUUAUUUUUUGUAUAAAAUAUUAUAUUCAGUGUGUUUAUUUUAAUCUAGAUUCUGUUAUAUUUAAAUAUAAGUAUAUAUAAAAAAUAAAGUCCCAAUUUGCAUUUAAAA
Molecule: messenger RNA, 4311 nt
Organism: Bombyx mori (domestic silkworm)
Lineage: Eukaryota; Metazoa; Arthropoda; Insecta; Lepidoptera; Bombycidae
Product: deubiquitinase DESI2
Exons: 9
Coding region: 174-950 (258 amino acids)
Biological process (GO): protein deubiquitination
Molecular function (GO): deubiquitinase activity
Source: RefSeq, a predicted model, not a curated record